GGAUAAGUGCUUGUGCGCGUCGCGCUUUCCGCGCUUUCGCAAUUCGCAGUUCGCUGGAAAUUUGAAAUUGCGCGUGGCGUACACCAUUAUCGCACCAAACGGCAAACACAGAGAGAAUAUAAUGUGAGUGCGCCUGGAACGUUUUCCACGUUCCCACAGUCUCGCCGUCUUCAUUCAUCUCCUUCCACGCUAACGCCAACACAAAUGUGUCCAUGAUUUAAAAACUCCCAACGUGAUCAUCCACAGGCCGUGAGGUGGUCGAUGAGAAACUACAUCUACUUAAAAUGGUGAACGUCUUCACCGGGCGCUUUCCGAUAGCGCUUUUAUUCGUUCAGGUUGCUGCUUUGUCGAUGAUUGCUUCUCCUCCUGCCUGUCCACCUGAAUGCAUUUGUUUAUCACAAACACAGGUGCUGUGCAACUCGGGCGGAUUGUCGGAGAUACCCGUAAAGCUGCUGCCCGCGACAGUGGAGCACUUGUCGCUGACGCGCAACAACUUCCCACUGAUACGCAGCGACGCCUUCGCCGGGCUGAAAGCACUGAAGAAGCUCUCGUUGGACGGCAACAACAUAUCGAUCAUCAAGCCGUUCGCCUUCCGUGGGCUUCCACGCCUUCGCGAGAUUUCCAUCCAGCAGACGCCGCUCACCUCCGUCGCUCAAUUCUCCUUCGCCGGUCUGCAAAACAUCACUUCCAUCUACUUAAGUCACAAUCGCAUCAAGAAAGUGGAGUGUUACGCGUUCGCGGGUACAACCAAUCUGAAACUGUUAGUGCUCACCAACAAUCCGUUAAUCAAACUGGAAGCGAAUGCAUUCAGUGGACUAUCAACUGUAGAACGCAUUUCACUACCCUCUGGUAUAAGAAUCAUCGAAGCGGAUGCCUUCAACGGUCUAGAUACCAUCGGGUAUCUCAAGUUGGCGUAUAUGGACCUUCCCGGUGUGAAAAACGGUACCUUUCGAGGUUUGUCCCAAAUUGGGACAUUAUCCAUACAAGAAUCUGACCUGGGUGUCAUCCGCCCGGGUGGAUUUGAUGGGGUGUCGUAUAUAGGUAACCUCAACUUUUUGAAUAACAAAAUCGAUGGGAUACAAGAACUGAUUUUCAUGCCUGAUCAACGCAUACGCAACUUAAAGUUUCAAGGGAAUCAUAUCCUUGACAUUCCGAAAACGGAUGCGAUUUAUUUCGCUGUCGCCCGGCUGACGGUGAUAGGUAAUCAUUUCCCAUGCGAUUGCCAUAUUCACACACUCCUCGAAGGUCCGUUGACGAACGACAGCGCGUACGAGUUCACCAAUCGUAAUUACUGCAUCUCGCCGAUGGAGUACAACGGGCGGCCGAUGAGCGAGCUGGAUUUUGACUCAAUCGGACGCUGUCAGGAGGAAGUCACCAGGGGUAACUUAGAAUCAAAGGAUGUUUCAUCCAGCAGUGGGAUUCAACAUCGCGGUUCAAAAUUCACACUGCAUCCAUUACUUUCCGCCGUGAUGGUAUGUUUAAUGAAUUCAGCAAUGGUUCAUGGUUUUAUGGCGAAAACAGCCGACGCGACUUGAAACAACG
Dalotia coriaria is the source of this 1542-nucleotide messenger RNA. RefSeq names its product insulin-like growth factor-binding protein complex acid labile subunit. NCBI's taxonomy places the organism in Eukaryota, Metazoa, Arthropoda, Insecta, Coleoptera, Staphylinidae. The transcript is spliced from 4 exons. Gene Ontology annotation, cellular component: extracellular matrix. The record is from RefSeq and is a predicted model, not a curated record. The coding region runs from base 285 to 1535 and encodes 416 amino acids.